This is a messenger RNA of Coregonus sp. 'balchen', 3554 nucleotides long. The record is from the annotation of a GenBank genome assembly. Lineage: Eukaryota; Metazoa; Chordata; Actinopteri; Salmoniformes; Salmonidae.
AGAGGUUGUCCUGACUGAUCCAUUCUCCAGAGGUUGUCCUGACUGAUCCAUUCUCCAGAGGUUGUCCUAACUGAACACAGGAGAUGACCCAACAAGGCCUAUCCCCGUAUCAGCACUGGCACAAGCAAAGGCUGUAGUCCAGUCAUACCAUUUUAACUCUCUCCUGUCUCUGGUGUGAGUCGACGCAUGUCGCGGAUCAGGAGCACGCUCAACACUGUUUCCAAAGCGGUAAGCGGCACCGACCUCCUCUCCAAGAUAUCCCGCCUUAAGCCCAGCGCCGCAGUCGCCCAUGCAGAGAAGGUACUGGCCAAAGCGGAGCCUCCGACUCCAUCUCCAACCCCGGCAGCGAGUGAUGCUUCAGCUGCAACAGCCAUGAAGCCACCAGAGCGGGAUCAGACAGGAGGACUGGAGCAGAACAAUGGAGAGGAGGUGAAGGAGAAUCAGCCACUUCAGGCUUUAGAGAAACCCUUCAUGGCCAACGUCAAGCCCAAACAUAGUCUCACUGCGUCAGUGGCUAACUCCGCCGCCAGCUCCUCGUCAGCCGUGGCCAAGCAGACGUUCCAGCUGUCCCACCCAGAGGCCCUCUCCACCAACAUGGACGAGACAUACAGCACCCUGGCUCAACAUGUCAACGACUACUUCGGGAGUAGUAGUAGUCUAUCAACAGGAGACGACAAGAAGCCUCACCAUCUAAAUGACAAUGCUCAAGCAUCCACGUCCUCCAAGCCUGCUCUCAAUCAACGCUAUCAGAGUACUAAGAGCGGGGACCACAUCCCCGUUUCAGUACCUGUGGCAGCUGAGACCGAGGUUAUCCAGGGCGAGACUGCUACCCCACGACCGACUCCUCCCCUGGACGAGGUUAGCCCAACCUCAGGUGUUCCCACCCGAGAAAGCCCUGCCUCAGACAGCACUUCCUUUGACCCAGCCACCACUACCCCCACCCUAACACCCUCUAAAAAAGGGGGGUUUGGGCAGUACCUGUCUGACCCUCGCCCCAAUGUUCAGGCAUUCUUUGGCAGCUACAUAGCACCCUUGGUUCCUAGUAAGUUCAGGGCUGAACCCAAGAGCGUCACAGCAGCAGUUAAAGGGAAGACCACGGAGGAGGCUGUGAGGAAGCCUGGAGAGAAGACAGAGACUGAGGAGGAGAAGAAGAACGCUGAAGAGAGGGCCAAGAAACUGCUGCUGAGCCAGAGAGAGAAGGUACUGAACUGAAACUGAUUCAUAUAAAUGAACGAUUCUCUGCCAUGUGAAUGUGAAUGAAUUAAAAUGAAUUUGAAUAAAUGCUCUGUUACGUGUUUUAUAGACAUUCUUAGGUCAUACCUCUAAUUACAUAGUUAGUGAUAAUUAAUGAUUUUUUUGUAUUAAAAAAAGUGCUCUGUUUUAUAUAAUACUUCCCUCUCAGUUUGAAGUGUCUUACCCUCUCAGUUUGAAGUGUCUUACCCUCUCAGUUUGAAGUGUCUUACCCUCUCAGUUUGAAGUGUCUUACCCUCUCAGUUUGAAGUGUCUUACCCUCUCAGUUUGAAGUUAAUGUUCAAUGAUCUGGGACAGAGGGAAAAACAUUACACACAAACAAUUACUGUUAAGUCUAAUUUGGGUACUGGAUGUGUUCUGUGCACUCCCAUCCCAGAUCAUAGCCCGGGUGAGUAUGGACAACAGGACCAGAGCCCUGGUGCAGGGCAUCCAGAAAGCCACAGAUGUGAAUAUCCACACCAGCCGUGUGGAGGAGCUCCGCAUGCAUCUACUGGAGUACCCUGAGACACGCGGCGUGGCCGUCAAGGUGGGGGUGGCGGUGUGUGUAGACAAUGUCAACUUGAAUCCUUGUAGAUAUACUGUGGGUAUAUUUACAUUCAUGUUUUAGUCAUGUAGCGGAAGCUCUCAUAGACCAACUUACAAUCAGUGCAUUCAACUAAGGUAGGUAAAUGUAGAAGUGUGUGAGUUUGCUGAAGUUAACCCCCCCCCCCACCUCCCUCUCCAGGAGAGGGUGAUCCCGUGCCUGUUGCGUCUGAGGCAGACCAGAGACCCCAGGCUCCAGGCUGCAGUGAGAGAAGCCCUGGCCCUGGUGGGAUACACAGACCCUGUGAAGGGCCGGGGUAUACGGAUCCUGGCCAUCGAUGGAGGGGGGACCAGGGGACUGGUGGCCCUGCUGGCCCUACAUAAACUGCAGACCCUGACGGGCAAACCCAUCUACCAGCUGUUUGACUAUAUCUGUGGGGUCAGCACAGGUAGGCUGUUUCACCAUGCUCCCUGUAUUUUAUACAACAUGAUAUCGGUCCAAACUACUAGGGCUGGCUUCCCAGACUCAGAUUAGGCCUAGUCCUGAGAACAUUCUCAAUUGAGCAUUCUUUUUAGGCCAAGACUAGGCUUAAUUUAUAUCUGAGAAACCAGUUCCUUAUGUUUAAUGAAAGACACUAUACAGUCCAGUCUUAAAAUCAAAUCCUGAUCCUAAAUCCCAAAUCCUGUUUAGUACAUGUGGUAUGUGGCAUCCUAACAUGAUGAACCCCUGUCCCGCAGGUGCCAUCCUGGCCUUCAUGUUGGGGGUGUUCCAGAUUCCUCUGGAUGAUUGUGAGGAACUCUACAGGAAGCUGGGUUCUGACGUGUUCAAACAGAACGUAAUCGUGGGAACCGUCAAGAUGGGCUGGAGCCAUGCCUUCUACGACAGCCAGAUCUGGGAGAACAUCCUCAAGUUUGUACAGUACCCUGCUGCUCCGUCUAGUAUUCUCUCAUGUCAGUGGUGGAAAAGAUCUGACAGUGUAGUCUGACCUAUGGGAUUUAAAGGGAUGUUGGAAGAUUAUUUUGUAGUAAUUGAAAAUCAUGUUCUUAUUUUGGAGCAUGUAAGGAGCAAUAUUGUUUUGCCUAAUUUAAUAAUGAUAAUGAAGUGGUGAAUGUUUUGUGUGUAACAGAGAGAGAAUGGGAGAAGGCCUCAUGGUCGAGACAGCCCGGGAUCCAAAAUGCCCGAAGGUAAGAUUUGAUCUAUACAUCACUUUAACAACCAUACGUUUACACAGUGAACAAAGACUUAAUCAACUCCAUAUAGACGGGUUGGCUGACAACGUCACCAAAAUGAUGCGUGCACAUCGAUAAGGCCGGAAGUGCGUUGUUAUGAUUCUGGACGGUCAGAUAGCUAGCAACAAUCUCGUUGUGUCUUGUUAUUGAUACCAUGUCUUGUUUUGAGGUGUUUUGACUGAUGUCAUGUCAAUGCUAAUAUGGCUAAAAUUCGCUAGCUAGCUAACCAACAACUGUAACGAUGCAUUUAAGAGACAACAAGUGCUCAUUGUGCAAAUGUAUUUAUGUUUUCAAUAAACAUUGGAGACUAAAUCUAGUUUACAUGUUGUCAACAUGCUAAACAACCAACCCGUCUAUGCGCUCAUGAACACGGCUUAAUGCCUCUGUUUCUCCUCUAGGUGUCAGCAGUGAGCACCAUAGUGAACAGGGGUCUACCUCUGAAGGCCUAUGUGUUCAGGAACUACAGCAUGCUACCAGGGGUCAGGUCCCACUACAUAGGAGACUGUAAACACAAGAUGUGGCAGGCCAUCAGAGCCUCCUCCGCCGCCCCA